This is a messenger RNA of Physcomitrium patens, 2141 nucleotides long. RefSeq lists its product as uncharacterized. NCBI's taxonomy places the organism in Eukaryota, Viridiplantae, Streptophyta, Bryopsida, Funariales, Funariaceae. The record is from RefSeq and is a predicted model, not a curated record.
CGUGGUUAGUGAGAGACGGGAGGGGAUUAGUGAGCGGGAUUAGGUGGUAAUCGGCGGGGAGCAGCAGCGAGGAGGAGAAUGGGGGAAGCGUUGAGGCGUGCACUCGCUUCGUCGUCGGUGCGGAUUGUGUUGCGUCGCCGUUGCGGAAUCCUGUUCGAGAUGGGCGCACCGUUGUUGUAAACCCGCUUGCUCGGCUCACGCCAUGGCUGGAGUGACAGACGACACGAGCAGUGUCCCACCCCAGGGCCAGCACGGUAAUCACGUCAAUCAGCAGGAGGACAAGAAGCCCGAGGUCGUGGGGCAGCUCGGCUCUGCUAAGAUCGCUAUUUCACAAGGGCAAUCUACUGGGUCUUCCGCACCUCCGCAGCAGCAAAUUUUAGACCAGAAACCACAGAUACACGAUCAACAACAGCAGCAACCACAACAGCAGCAACAACAACAACAGCAACAACAACAAAAUCAGCACCAACAACAGCAACCGCAACAACAAGCUACCACCAAAUCAGUUCCUCCGAGCAAUAAUCCUAAUUCAGGGCCACCUCCUAACAAUGAAGGGCGGAAAAUUUCUUGUGAGGACAUUCAGCUGGUCCAGAAUCUGAUCGAACGAUGUCUUCAGUUAUACAUGAACCAAAGCGAGGUGAUUACUACGUUGCAAUAUCAAGCUAAGAUUGAACCUGGCUUUACUAGUCUUGUAUGGCAAAAGCUGGAGGAACAAAAUCCAGAGUUCUUCAAAGCUUACUAUACUCGACUGAAGCUCAAGAAGCAGAUUGUGCUGUUCAACCAUCUACUGGAGCAGCAAGUGCAGCUGAUGCACAAGAUGCGCCUUAUUACCAAAACUCCCCUCCCUAUGCAGAAUGGCAUGCACCCUGCUCCAAUGCAUCACACGCCGCUGGGAUAUCCAAUGCAAACAUCAACAACUGGUGUUGCACCUGGUCAUCCGCAUAUCCAACCCAUGGCUGUUAUGCCUCCACCAAACUCACCUCUUGUGAACGGUAGUCCUGCUAUGCCUGACAGCUACCACUCUCAUGAAAAUGAUGGAGCAAAUGGCCUCGCAGAUAUGUCGCUAGGUACUGCAUCGUCUAAUGGAAGUGACAUUUCACUCGGCUCCAUGGAAUCUACUCCUGGAGGCAUGCCUGGAGGUUCAUUUCCAUUUGCGAAUAUGGGCCCAACUGACAUGUCGGGUAUGGGGAUGGGCUUAUCAACGUCUAUGGGUAUGGAUGGUACAUUUACUUCCAACGAUCCACAUAAUCAAAAUGGGAUGGGUGGUAUACCGAUGGGUCCUCAUGACACAGAUGUCAACAGCCAUAGGGAAUCGCUUGGGUCACUUGGGCAGCUGCCCCGAAAUUUCAGUCUGUCGGAUUUGACAGCAGAGCUCACAAAUAGUGCAGGAGAUCUAGAUUUGGGUCCUCUGGGAAGCUACUCUGGAUCGCCGUUCUUGACACCUGAUACAUUUUUGCGGUCACCCGACAAAGAUGGUCUUGAUGAUAUCGACUUUGAUGAAUUGAAGACGGAUUCCAUGUAAGAGAGAAGGCCAUUUUAUCAUGUCAAGUUAUUUAUUUAUUUAUUUAUCCUGGUGUACGGCGAAGAUCUUUAUGCUUUGGGAGACUCCUGCAUUACGAACUGAGACGCAAAAAUGAUGCCUAACCUAAUACUUUGAACGGUGUCCAAGCCAUCCGUAGCUUGGUACUUGCAAUAGACAGUGAUGCCCCAGCCAAUGGGGGCAAUGUAACCGCUUUGAGGGACCAAAGUUUACCACACCAUUUUGAUGUUGGUACGAGGUCAUAUGAAAGAUUGUCGACUAUGGUAGUUCACCAUGAGUAUUUAGUGUAGGUGCGGCUUCACCAUUGGAGCACUAAGUUGCUCGAGGUAGCGGUAGUUGUUAUUGCUUGGCGAUGAACAGAUCCAAGUAUAAGGAAUGGUCAGUAUGUUGGGUGCACAUACAUUUUCAACGAAAAUCUGGAGCUGCAGCAGGUUAGAAGUAAAUACUGAACAUUCCCGCAUCGUUUCUGUACAUAUAAUUGUCUUUAUCAGGUUACAGUUUCUUUGCAUGCAUUUCAUGAACGUAGGAGUCUCGAACUACCAUUUGUUUUCUGUGCUUUACAAAUCAAUAAAGAGACAGUGGGUUUUGGUUGUAGUUGUCA